AUGCAAAACCAUCGGGAGCUAUUGGAGCUGUCCACAACGACCACUCCAGACGACAAAAAGGAGCUGAUAGCGGAGAUGGACGGGGUCCUUGACGAGCUGAAGAAAGCUCAGGAUGCCGUGCAUGUGGAGCUGCUGUCGAAAAGCUCGACACAGGACAUGUCGGCGGUGCGCGCCUAUGGCCGUUCACUGAAUGACUUGAAGGCGCUCACGCGGCGCCUGGACUGUGAGAGGAGAAGCCUAACGAAAAACUCGGUCCUGGCGACUCUGCUGGUCACGGUCUGCCGUCGAAUACUGCCAGUGCGACGCAUCGAUCCCGCGGAGCUGACGAACAUCCCGGCUUCCUAUGAAGGCCCAGUUGGACUGGUGCUGGUGACGGGAUGUGACGGGAAAGUGGGGAAGGGAUACUUGCAGAUACUGGAUUUCUAUUUCUUCUCAGUUCCUUGGACAGCAAUUCCUCUACCAAGCUUGGUGGGGAAAUCCACGGGUGGACCUGUCAAGGUAGCGCUGCAGAUCAUGAGACGCCGUGGGGAGAAGGGUGGCCAGAAGGGCGCCCACAAGGGCGCCCACAAGGGCGACCACAAGGGUGGCAAGAAAGGUGGCUACCAGACGGAACCGACCCCUGAUGAUUUGAUGUCUUGCACCUGCAUCUUCAUGGAGGGCAACAAAUAUUUUUUGGAGGACGUCUUUGAAGCAACGGAGCCAGUGCAGCAGCUGCGGUAUCUUCUUGGAUUGGCAACAGCCGCUGGCCGAACAGAGGCUCUUCAAGUGCCUGUGAAUGGGGAGCUGUGUCAAGCAGCAGAGGAAGCAGCCCAGCGUUGGCCCGAAAACGACCUGUUGAGAGCAAUAAUUCCCAAAAAUGAAAGGAUUCCGAAGAAGUAUUCUUUAAAGCUCAAGGUCUUGCUACUUGUAGAGGGGGCUGAGAAUAGUCUGGACAGCUUGGAGAUUCUUAUGAGGCUUCGAUUCUGCCAUGGUCCCAUUUCAGUGUUCAAGGUAGAUUUGCCCAGAUCUGUUCAAAGCGAUGGCCUUACUGCAGAGAAUCACCAAGAUGUCUUGAAAGCCCACGCCAUGUUUGUGCGCGCAGAGCGCGAACGUCUGUCCACGCAGCCUGCGGAUGCGUGGCACGUCCAGGUUGCUGGGGAAAGCCACUUCCUCCGCUGUGCCGUGACCUGCCCGGUGUUUUAUUCCAGGCGGGGAGAGGAAGGAGAUCUCUAUAUCCUGACAGUUUGGGACUCGGAACAUGGACCGGAGGUGAAGUAUUCUGGUGGGGAUAUUUGUCACCAAACCGAUAGCAACCUGGUUGCUGCGGCUAGGCGGGAAUUUCUGGAGGAGCUACAACCCUUUGGUAUCUCCGAGUCUGACCUAGCUGAGCCGUUCGAUGAUCGUGUCUUCAUUUACUAUGGUGACCUCAAUACCCGAAGCACGGCAAGAUAUACAGUCAUCCCAUACAUCUUCAUCAAGGUCAAGGCCGAUUUUUUUGAGAGGACCAGAGUGGAAGGCUAUUCCAGACAGGUCAAUGCCGAAGCCUCGCGCUUUGUGACUGAGAACAGUUUGCCGGAAGUCAGGCGCCAAUACCACUUGGGGGAGCAUGCCUUACCUUGGCUGGAACACACGUGCUGGGAUUGGGUGAAGAGUAGCAUAUCAUUUGAGGGCAAGCCCAGUGAAGUGCAGUACGAUGAACUUGAUGGUCAUCGUGAGCCUAGAAUUUCCGAUUCAAACCGCGACAUAUUGAUCACCAUCGAGAGAGAUCAACCGGACUUGUGGCGUGACUUUACCAAUCGCUUCUUGACAUGA
Molecule: messenger RNA, 1791 nt
Organism: Cladocopium goreaui
Lineage: Eukaryota; Dinophyceae; Suessiales; Symbiodiniaceae
Source: the annotation of a GenBank genome assembly